This is a messenger RNA of Puntigrus tetrazona (Sumatra barb), 591 nucleotides long. Its product is annotated as distal membrane-arm assembly complex protein 1-like. The coding region runs from base 208 to 486 and encodes 92 amino acids. The record is from RefSeq and is a predicted model, not a curated record. Lineage: Eukaryota; Metazoa; Chordata; Actinopteri; Cypriniformes; Cyprinidae. The transcript is spliced from 2 exons.
AAGCGCUCUACUCUUCCGGUGUUUGGGGUCAUUGUGACAAUGCUUCUCACACGGAGUCCAAUAUCGUGUAUACCGAUGGAGUUAGUGGACAGUUUACUACAUGGACGCGUAUAACGUUGCCAACGUCUUUGGAAAUUUAACAAGGUCACUUGUUUUAAAUACCAGAGACCAGCACAAAAGAGUUUGGAUAUUGGACUCAACCUGAACAUGUCAAACCCACCGCCGGUACCGGAGAAGUCGAGUCCGGUCACACCGCAGGCGACAAAGAAAGCCCUGCUCGGGGACUGCUGGAGCUGUCGGAUCCUCUCCGGCCUUGGGCUGCUGGCUUCUGCGGCAUAUGUGGGCAUGCACGGGCGGAGGGCCAUGAGUCCAGGCGGACCCCCGUCUUUGGGCAUAGCGGUUCAGUUUACGUUUGCAGCAGGUUUGGCUGCCUGGGGCAUAGUGGUGAUCACUGAUCCAGUGGGGAGGUGCACAAAAGUAGCAUAGCUUGCAUUUGGACUUUUGAGUGAAUAACCAGAGCCACACUGGCAGAGUUAUGAAAUUCAAAUAAUGAUGAGAAUGUGAUAUUUCAAUAAAUGUUUUUAUUUGCAA